AUGCGCCCGCACCUCUCCUUCCUCCGGACGGGUUCGCCCCUCCCCCGGUUCACCGCCAGAACCACUCUCCCCCACCCGCGCCCGCAUCUCCACCGAUUCUGCGGCUCCUGCACACCCCCGGCGCCCACCGCCCCGUCUAGCACCACUCCCCCCACCACCAGUGCGCCCAACGACCACCGCGCCAUCGCCACCUCCCAAGAGCUCCUCAUUACCCAUGGUGCCUCCCCAGGCUCACCCCUCUUCCUGCCCAAUGGCGCCCGCAUCUUCAACAAGCUACAGUCCUUCCUGCGCGCGCAGUACGCCGUCUAUGGCUACGAGGAGGUCAUCACGCCCACUAUCUACAAGCGCUCGCUGUGGGAGACGAGCGGCCACUGGGAGAACUACAAGGACGAUAUGUUUUCUGUUUCUGCACGCGGGGAGAAGGAUCCGGCGGAGGAGGUGGAGGAGGGAGAGGGGGAGUAUGGGCUCAAGCCAAUGAAUUGCCCAGGGCAUUGCUUGCUGUUUAAACAUGCGGGUGCUACCAGGAGCUUUAGGGAUCUGCCGGUACGGUAUGCGGACUUUGCGCCGCUGCACAGAAACGAGCUCUCCGGCGCCCUCAGCGGCCUCACCCGCGUGCGCAAAUUCCACCAAGACGACGCGCACAUCUUCUGCCGCCCGUCGCAAAUCUCCACCGAGAUCCUCGCGACCCUGCGCCUCAUCAACACCGUCUACACCGUUCUACACCUACCCCAAUACAAGCUCGUCCUCUCCACCCGCCCCGUCCACCACAUCGGCACCCCCGCCGAAUGGAACCGCGCCGAAGACGCACUAACGCAGGCGCUCAACGCCUCCGGCACCCCGUGGACCCUCUCCCCCGGCGACGGCGCCUUCUACGGCCCAAAGAUCGACGUUCUCGUCACCGACUCAGACGGAAAGCAGCACCAGACGGCCACCAUCCAGCUGGACUUCCAGCUCCCGCAGCGCUUCGGACUAUCCUAUCUUGCGCCCGCGCCCGAAGCCGAGGCGCGCGGCGAGGCCCCCACGGAUCCCAAGGAGCUCGAGACGAGCGGGUUGGUGACGCCGGUGAUUAUACACCGCGCGGUGCUGGGCAGCUUUGAGCGCUUCAUGGCGCUGCUGAUGGAGCACUAUGGCGGACGGUGGCCGUUCUGGCUGGCGCCGAGGCAGGCGGUGGUGCUGCCUGUGGCGAAUAGCGAGAAGCUGCUUGCGUAUGCAAGGGAGGUGCGGGGGGUUGUUGCCGGUGUUGGUGAGGGGGUGGGGGUAGGGGUAGGGGCGGCGCCGAUGGGGAGAAGGACGUUUGCGGUGGAUGUGGACGAGAGUGGGAAUUCGCUGGCGAAGAAGGUGAAGGCGGCGAGGGUGAAGGGGUAUAAUUAUAUUAUUGUUGUGGGGGAGAAGGAUCUGGAGGGGGGCACGGCGGCGGUGGAGUGUGUGGUGGGGGAGAAGGGGAAGUGGGUGUUGAGUCCGCGGGAGGUGUAUGAGAAGUUUAUGGGGUUGGAGGAGAGGUAUGAAUAG
This is a messenger RNA of Morchella importuna, 1509 nucleotides long. RefSeq lists its product as uncharacterized. The record is from RefSeq and is a predicted model, not a curated record. Gene Ontology annotation, molecular function: threonine-tRNA ligase activity; ATP binding. The transcript is spliced from 2 exons. Bases 1 to 1509 code for a protein of 502 amino acids. Gene Ontology annotation, cellular component: cytoplasm. NCBI's taxonomy places the organism in Eukaryota, Fungi, Ascomycota, Pezizomycetes, Pezizales, Morchellaceae. Gene Ontology annotation, biological process: threonyl-tRNA aminoacylation.